Cetraspora pellucida is the source of this 131-nucleotide messenger RNA. The record is from the annotation of a GenBank genome assembly. NCBI's taxonomy places the organism in Eukaryota, Fungi, Glomeromycota, Glomeromycetes, Diversisporales, Gigasporaceae.
GGUUCAUGUUAUUUGCCCAACAACAAUUUGCCCAACAACCAUUUUCCAACAAUAUUUUUGAAAAUAUUAUUGAGAAAAUAGUUGUUGAGCAAAUUGUUGUCAGGCAAAUUGUUGUUGGGCAAAUGACAUGA